AGCGGCAGCAAACCUAUAUGUGUUAAACACCAUGGAAGGCCGACGAGUCUUCUGAGAACCUUGAUUCCGUUCGAACGGGCUAAGUCUGCAAUCAGAACGGAGCAAAAUGCUCUCUGAUGCGGACGCCCGACAUCCGUCCCUUAAAUCAGUGCUCAUAGAAAAAGAUGAAACUGGAAACUGUGGGUUUCAUUUAACCAGAAGCAAGUGGGAUCCCUAUCCCUGGAUUACUUCCAUAGAUCCUGGUUCUUCAGCCGAAAAAUCGGGUUUAAUGAACGGAGAUUGUCUUCUCGAAGUUAACGGAGAAGACGUUCUCGGUCAGAAGAUCUCGGACAUCGCCAGUUUAGUCAAGAAAACAUCCAACGUCACUCUUUUUCUUUGGAAUUCAGGCGUAGACGAUUUGUGUUCCCCAGAGACGAUAUGUAGUGGACCUAUGCCACGAAAUUUUCAAAAAUUAACGGCGUGUACUUCAUCGAUCCUCGGAUUUCUAGAAUGCCCAAUAUGUUUAGAUACAAUAGGACCACCUUCGUAUCAAUGUGAUAACGGCCACUUAAUUUGUAUUCGUUGUAGAUCGAAAACCGAAAGGUGCCCAAUUUGUAGAAAUCGUUUAAAUAGAGGAAGAUCUUUAUUAGCCGAUCAGAUUUAUAACGUAAUUACGGAAAUAUUUGAAUUGAAAGAAACACCCGGAAACAUUCGAAAUAAUAAAAUUCAACAAAUAUUUAAAAUUCCACAAAAAAAGGAAAUUAAAGUUCCUGAUAUAAAAGUUACUCACGCUCACGCAAACAAAUUUUUGGCGAAACUGGUGGGGAAGUCAUCGUCCGUUGAUAAUUUAUCAACAAAUAAUACGAGUUCCAAUUUGGGAUUAAGCGAUAAUAGCUUAAAAACAAAAUCGUUAUCAUCGACGGAAAUUUUUAAUGGAAGUCCCACCGUUUCAAGAAGUAAUUCGAUUAAAAAGUCAUAUAAAAAUAGCCGAUUGGGCGCGUCAUCAUCGAUAUCUUGCCACAAUUCAUUCGAAAACCUUAACAGAGUUGAUGAUGAAGCCCGCUUUAUUUCUUGCCCAUUCGAACAAAGUUGCUCGAAUCCGAUUGACUCUUCCAAUUUAAUUUUAGAACACUUUCAAAUAAACCACACCGGGCCGCUUAUCCAAUAUUUUAAUUCCUCCUUUAAAUUAUUCCCAAAAAAUAUUCAUGAUGUUAACAACACUUAUGUUAUAAAUUAUUUUAAUAAAAUAUUUAUCGUAAAAAUUUUAAACGAAAAACCAAAUAAUUUCCACAUUUGGAGUUGGGUUAACAACAACAAAGAUGGCGACACUUUCUACAUGGUUUUAAAGGUGUCUCAUAAAAAUGAAACAUUUUUAAACAUUUCACUUCCAUGUUACCCCAUAAAUAAAAAAUGGAAAGACAUUAACCAAAUGAAACAUGGCGUUAAUUUCAGCAGCACCGAAUUUUUCUCAAUUGAUGAUGUUAUCUUAGAAAUUAUUAUUAAUACACAAAAUAAAUAAUUAAAAAAUUGAAA
Messenger RNA from Onthophagus taurus, 1512 nucleotides. RefSeq lists its product as uncharacterized. The record is from RefSeq and is a predicted model, not a curated record. Lineage: Eukaryota; Metazoa; Arthropoda; Insecta; Coleoptera; Scarabaeidae. Gene Ontology annotation, cellular component: cytoplasm. Gene Ontology annotation, molecular function: ubiquitin protein ligase activity; ubiquitin conjugating enzyme binding. Gene Ontology annotation, biological process: multicellular organism development; proteasome-mediated ubiquitin-dependent protein catabolic process.